Messenger RNA from Brienomyrus brachyistius, 1999 nucleotides. It is a transcript of the gene hs3st4, whose product is annotated as heparan sulfate (glucosamine) 3-O-sulfotransferase 4. The record is from RefSeq and is a predicted model, not a curated record. The coding region runs from base 409 to 1662 and encodes 417 amino acids. Gene Ontology annotation, molecular function: [heparan sulfate]-glucosamine 3-sulfotransferase activity. Lineage: Eukaryota; Metazoa; Chordata; Actinopteri; Osteoglossiformes; Mormyridae. The transcript has 3 exons.
AUUGAUAUGAUUAUUUAUAAAAUGAUAUAUCAAAGGAAUAAUGUGCACACGCGAUAACAUGUAUUUUAACCUCAAACAAGGAGCAUCGCAUGUCAACAUGUCUUUAGGGUCCCGUCUUCAUAAAUCGUGAGAGGCUGUACAGGAAUAAGAAACCACCAUUCAAGAAACUGUGACGACUUUUUUUCUUCUUCUUCUUUUCUUUUUUCUUUUUUUUUAAAUCGACGACCCCUUUUCACUUCUCAUUCUGUUUUCCUGUGCAAUUUUCAGCUUGUUUUUAAGGUGAGUGGAUCAGUUCUCGGCAGGAGCGGUGCUUAGACAGCGGACAGAUUAUUAUUGUUGAGUGUCCAUGCGAGACUUUCAGUCAAAACAUGUCAGGCCAUUUCUCUGUGAGGAUCACUGCUGUCAGAGAUGGCAUUUUGGUCCCCUACUUCAUUUUUUACCUCUAAAGUGCCUCGGAAGAUAUUGUUCAUGUUCACCCUCUCUCUUACUGUUACUUACCUGUUUUAUUGCUUGAUGAGCUGUUAUAACACGCUGCAGUUUCCCUUUCAAGAAAGCUACGUGUACCAAGCCGGCCAGGUGACCGAAGAGACAACUUUCAUCACAUUAAGAGAGAAACUUUACUCCACCACCUCCCAGGGAUACUUCGCAGAGGAUCCAGUGCAGAAGACCGUCACUGAUCCUACGGCCGGAGAUGACAAGGUCUCCACCGUCAACCAUGCUGUUAACAUGGAAAUCGGAGAAAGGACGACGGAGUGGGACAGCAGUCAGGCUGUUCCGACCAGGACUGCGGCAGGGGGUCAGGGUGCAGCCUUGGAAUCCAGCACCACCGACGACGAUCUGAGCCGACGGGUCAACUGCACCUCGGAUUACGGCCAGAAGAAGCUGCCCCAAGCGAUCAUAAUAGGGGUUAAGAAAGGAGGUACCAGGGCAUUGCUGGAGGCUUUAAGGGUCCAUCCCGACGUCAGGGCGGUGGGAAACGAGCCUCAUUUUUUUGACAGGAACUACGAGAAGGGACUCGAUUGGUACAGGGACCUGAUGCCCUCCACACUGGAGGGUCAGAUCACCAUGGAGAAAACGCCUAGCUAUUUUGUCACCAACAACGCCCCCAAGCGCAUCCAUGCCAUGGCUAGAGACAUCAAGCUGAUCAUCGUCGUUCGCAACCCGGUGACCAGGGCCAUCUCGGACUACACCCAGACUCUGUCCAAAAAGCCAGAGAUCCCAACCUUCGAGGUUCUGGCCUUUAAGAACCGGACCCUGGGGCUGAUCGAUGCCUCGUGGAGCGCCCUGCGCAUAGGCAUCUAUGCCCUACACCUGGAGAGCUGGCUGCAGUACUUUCCACUCUCGCAGAUGCACUUUGUCAGCGGUGAGCAGCUCAUCGUUGACCCAGCGGGAGAGAUGGCCAAAGUUCAGGAUUUCCUGGGGCUCAAACGCAUCGUCACGGAUAAGCACUUCUACUUCAACAAAACCAAGGGCUUUCCGUGUCUGAAAAAGCCAGAAGACAGCAGCACCCCCAGGUGUCUGGGUAAAUCCAAGGGCAGGACUCAUCCCAAAAUAGACCCUGAUGUAAUACGACGGUUGCACAAAUUUUACAAGCCCUAUAAUAUGAUGUUUUACCAAAUGACGGGACAGAACUUUCAGUGGGAGCAGAUGGAGACCCAGUGAGAGGACACUUCUCUCCAGCUAAGAGGCUCCUCUGCAGGCGGACGCACCAGCUGUCUCUCGUUAAAUGAUGUGAGAGUGUCUUAUGUCAGACCUCAUAGCUUUCAUUGCGACUCAACCAAUGACAUUACUGAUCUCAUCUGACCCAAUGCUGUAGGUGUUUGUGCAAUCAUGAUGUACAUACUAUACACAAAAUAUAUUUUUCAUUUGUAAACUGGACAUGAUUUUGCUUCUCUCUCUUUUUUUAAAUAAAGAGUUGAUAUAUAAAUUAAGGCAAACAGCCUGCAACAGUGCAUGCAAAUAAUUAAGUGUCCUUAAUAAUGUAUGUGAUUUGCUACUG